AUUUGUAACAGUAUUCAAAAUUCUCAGCUGGAAAAAUGAAUUGCAAGCGUCAAGGUGGUGCCGCAAGGAGUCUCACACGCAUACCUCCCAAGCCAUCCGUUUCAACGAUAAGUGGGGAAGCGCCAGAGAUUACGCGUCGAAUGAAGAAAUAUCUCAAAUUGAUUGCUCUGUACAAAGGCCACGACUGCUUGUGGCAUCAAUGUAAUAGCAAUUUUUUCAAUAAACCUGUGAAGGAGAAAGUCUGGAAGGAGAUUGCCAGAAAGAUGAAGAAAAAGUCAGAUCCUAAUCGCUGGAAAUUCCUAAUUAACAAACUUCGCUAUAAAGUCGAACUGGAGCGCCUACAUCAGCAGGAGGCAAAGUUCCAGCCGGAUUUAGAGCUGCCGCCUAAACUGGAAUAUUCGGAUAAAUUUCAAUUCUUAAAUCAUAUGUUUGACAGAAAGUGGGGUAAAUCUCCUGUAACCACAGAGACUCCCAUUCCACAUGGAUCUGCUUGCUUUUUGAUGUUGAAUUCCGCUAGAAAGGAGUGCAGCAAAGUGACAUCGUACGCCAGCAAGCUAAAGACCUUGGGAAACCUAAGGAACAACAAGUGCAGCAGGCUAAGUCUCUCGCACGAGGCCUUUCGGAAGAUGAUGGUGGCCACCAGUGGCUCCCAGCGAUCGGAAAAGACAGCUUAAAGAAAAUAGAAUUGCCAUCGUAACCAUUGAAGCAGGGGAAAAGGAGAAUAUAAUUGCAUCAUAACCAUGAAAUAGUUGGAACGGAAAAACACCUUUUAAAGAAAACAAAAUUGCCAGCCUACCCGUAAGGCCAAGCCAGGGAAUGGAGAAGAGAUUUCUCGAUAGCUUCAUCGAGCGUUGAAGUAUGUCUCUGGCGGAAAGAGAUUCUAGUGCCGGCUGGAAGAUGUUAUUGGAAGGGAAAACAUUAUUAAUAUGAA
Molecule: messenger RNA, 931 nt
Organism: Drosophila subobscura
Lineage: Eukaryota; Metazoa; Arthropoda; Insecta; Diptera; Drosophilidae
Exons: 2
Coding region: 36-674 (212 amino acids)
Source: RefSeq, a predicted model, not a curated record